AUGCCUGGACCAAAACUUUAUGGCCGCACUAUUGCAUUUGGACCUUACACUCCAGAGGAUCUAGUGGAGGCGCGCCGCGAGUUUCCAGAAGAGAGGCUACCAUCUAGGGCUCUAGAAAAGUUUGCCCACGCUCAUUGGCUCGGAUCAAGUAGCAACAAAUGGUUCUGGAAAGACAACUGCCGCUACACUUGCGGUGAUGAUAUCAUCUAUAAUCAAAUCUGGGAACCCAGAACCAAAGAAGUUCGCUGUCCGUACAAUUACAAGAAGUACUUGGUUCCACUGGGUGGUCCUCCAACGCUGUCACAAAUCGAUACACCCAAGCCACAGAGGCUUUCAAAGCUAAUCGCGCACAAGAGCGAAAUGCAAUGGAACGUACCUCGUGAUCAUCCUCGUCAUCUUUUGAAUUUCCCACAAGAAAUUCUGGAUGCUAUUUUUGGGUCCAUAUUGAGUGCCCAAGAAUUUAUAGUGCUCCCCGAUGUCUCCACCUCGAACAGGCUGCCCAAGUAUGAUGACCCCAAAUUCCACCAAUCUUACAACUUGGAAGGAAUUGAAUGGAAUUAUAAAUAUCCGAAGACGGCUCACUUUGAAUCUCUCUGGAUCAGCACAGUAAUUCACGAACAACGAUAUGAUGCACAUGGAAAGUACUUUGUUCUUCGCAGAGUUUGCCGCCCUAUGAUCGACGCAACAAUUCUGCGGGUCUGCAAGAGCAUCUGUGAUCAGGGAAAUGAAAUUUUAUAUACAGGAAACAAAUUCAAGUUCCUGACAACAAAGACUGGCAAAUUGGGGGCCCCAGAUACCUUGUUUGAAGACAGGUUAUAUCCAAAUACUGGGUCGAAUAGAUCAUUUUGUCAAGGAAGAGACUGCCAAGAAGCCAGAAAGAGACGACAAGAAAUGGCCGUUGAUGCUAUCAGCAUCAUCGAAAACAGAACAACGGUGGUAGAUCUGUACUUCGACAUGUAUCAUGAUCCCUUUGUACGAUUCCUUCGUGCCAUCGGGCCAAGCAAGGCCGCCAUGAUCAAGACCCUACAUUUCAGCGGGCCCGUCAAGCAACAUUAUUGCUCUCAGGAUUCUAGCUGCACCAAAUGUACCAAGGAGUGCGAAGACGACUUGAUCGAAAGUAUGCUUCUUUACAUUACUCUCAUUAACAAGUUUUGCACCAACGUACAAAAGUUGGUGAUUAUUGUGAGCAGGGACUACCAAACGAGCAAUACCUUCAGGGGAGGCCGCGUAUCAUAUGACGAGGACGAACGAGAACGCGGGUUUAUUGCACGUCUGCAAGAUUUGCUGGAAAACCAGAUCAGAGAGUUGAACACGGUUCAACAACUCCAGGUCUCCUUGGAUGGCCAGACAGAGAUAGAAUGUGCCAAAGACACAGAGGCAUGGUUUUCUGAGAGAGCUCGUCAGCGGGGACUCGAAGCGUUUGGGAAGACGAAACUGCAGAUCAGGAUGCAGGCUUUGACCAUUGGUGAUGAUAAUGCCAAUAGUUCCAUUGUUUCGGAAGCAACAUGA
Molecule: messenger RNA, 1509 nt
Organism: Botrytis byssoidea
Lineage: Eukaryota; Fungi; Ascomycota; Leotiomycetes; Helotiales; Sclerotiniaceae
Exons: 3
Coding region: 1-1509 (502 amino acids)
Source: RefSeq, a predicted model, not a curated record